UCUGGAUGUUGCAAGCCCCCGACAGAGUGUGGUUACAGGUAUGAGAACCAGACAGUGUGGAGCUCAGAAGGAGUUGUGGGAAGUAACAACACAGAUUGCAGAAAGUGGAGCAAUGAGCAAAGCUUGCUUUGCUACGACUGUGACUCAUGCAAAGCUGGUGUGCUGGCUACACUGAAGAAAACUUGGAGGAGGGUCUCUGUAGUCAAUAUCGUUGUGUUACUUUUCCUUUUCCUUGUUUACAUAGUUGCUUAUGCAGCCUACAAGAACAACCGCAGAAUAGAUAACUGCCAACCCUGCGGUGAAACAAAGAUCAUCAAGUUACGACCCUCAUGUUACUGA
Vigna umbellata (rice bean) is the source of this 339-nucleotide messenger RNA. NCBI's taxonomy places the organism in Eukaryota, Viridiplantae, Streptophyta, Magnoliopsida, Fabales, Fabaceae. The record is from RefSeq and is a predicted model, not a curated record.